ACUUGCACUGCGCUUGUAUUUGAGAAUGUCUCAGGCUGCGCUGUGUGUGAACAAUGUGGAGGAGGGCCCGGCUGAGAGCUACGCGCUGUACCGCUUCCUGGGCAUUGUGGUGGGCAUGCUCAUCGCGCAGGCCGCGGCCACGUGCGUGUUCCAGCGCUCCGCCACCGAGGAUGUGUUGGACCGGCUGCGUCACUCGCUGUCGGAGCUGGCCGAGCUCAACAGGCUGGUGUGGGGCAACCAGAAGAAGAUGGCGGCCCCAGAGUACGGCGGCGAGGAGGCUGAGGCGGAGGGGUCGGGGGCGCGGCCCACGGAGGAGCAGCUGCUGGAGGGCUUCCAGGCGCGGAUCAACGCCGCGCUGAACGGCGCCCUGACCGCCCUGCCGCUGACCGCCACCGAGUGCCGCGUCAUCGGCGGCCCGCUGGCGGCCUGGUGGUUCGUGCCCUGGCCGCGCAGCUGCGGCGGCGGCGGCGGCGUGUGGCGCUGCUGCUGCGGGUGCGGCGCCCGGGGCUGGCAGCUGGACCAGGAGCUGGUGGGCCGCACCGUGGGCUGCAUCCGCCGGGUGAACCGGCUGCAGUGCAGCUUCUGGCUGCUGCUGAGCCACCCGCCCGCAGACCCGGCCAUCCGCCACGACCCCGCACUCAUACAGCUGCUCAAGGACUUCAGGUUCCUGACCCAAGCCGUGGUGGACGGCGUGUUGGCCGCCGCCACGCACCUGCGGGGGGUGGACGUGGACGCCCUGGAGCACCUCAACUCCAAGAUCCUGGACUCGCCGCGACUGGUGGCCCUUGGAGCAGGAGGAGGAGGGGCAGGGGGAUACGGGACAGCAGCAGCGGGCGGUGGGGGCUGGGGCGCGGGUGGCAGCAGCACGGCCGGCUCCUCGGCCGCCAGCGCCAGUGCCACCGCAAGUGGCCACCUGGCUGGGCUGUUGAUGGCGGGGGGGUCGGGGUCGGGGCUGCUGACGGCUGGGUCGGGGCCGGGCGGCAUCAGCGCGCCAGCCCCCACGCCUGCGGUGAUUGGCCGCCGGCCCUCGCGCUCGCCGUCGCCGCCGCCGCCGUCCGUGGCAUCGGCGGCUGCAGCAGUGGCGGCCGCGGCGAUGGCCACCGUCGCCUCGGCGGUGCGGAUGGGCGGCAGCAAGGCGCCGGGCGUCGGCGGCGGCGGCGGCGGCACUGACCCGCAGCUGUCGGAGCCGUUGCUGCCGGCAGGCGGUGUUGACAACGGCCAGGUCGCGCCUCCCUCCGCCACGCCCUUUGGCUCGCUGCAGUCGGUCGCCGCCCACACCACCCCCAAUGCUGCGGCGUACUCCCCACAUGCGGUGGUGGUGGUGCCCAGCGGCCUGGGCGGCGGUGGGCUGCUGCUGGGCGGCCCCAGCGCGCUGGAGGAGGAGGCGGGCAAGGACGACGACGCCGCCAGCGUGUUCCACCGGCCGCCGCUGCAGUACAUGCCCACAGGGCUGGCGGGGUUCGAGCGCAGCGCUCUGACGCCCGAGGUGUGGUGGCACACGUUCCAGUUCCUUCUGACUCAGCUGGCGGCGGAGGUGAGCGCCAUGCAGGAGGCGGUGUCGGCGCUGGUGCGCACCGUCAAGCCCUAGCUAGGCAGCCAGCAGCAGACAGGGCCCGCCCUGGGUGCGAGACGUGUGGGGGCGUGGGGCGGAGGCAGGUCGUGGCGGCACAAGCGGCGGCAGCAGUGACGGCGGCAGCAGUGACGGCGGCAACAGUGACGGCGGCAGCAGUGACGGUCGCAGCAACGGCGGCGCCGGGGUCGUGCGUGUUGCUACAGCAGCAGGCGGCGGCGGCGGCUGCCCUUCCGACACUCGGGAGCAAGCAAAACGAACGACUGGGUACAUGUUUUUCUGAGAGGACAAGGGGAGGAAACGCGCAGGAUUGUGUGUACAUGAGGGACUGGGGGCGGCUCCACGGGGUUGCUACACCAGGCGGGGAUGAGGCGGCGUCCGAGGCGCGUGCGCAGUAGUGCUUGGGUGGCGGGUGGGUGAGGGGCGAAUGGCGGCCAGGGCGGGUGACGGGGAGUGAGCGUUGUGACGUUGUGUGCGGCAAUAAGGAUGAGGCGCGGUGCAAGUGCGCCGGUGGUGAUGGCCAGCAGCUCUUGUGAAUGUGGCAGCCAGGAUGCAUGUGUACACACGAUGCCUGUGACCAGCUGAACGCGAGUGCAGACUCGACAAGUGUCCAGUCCCCUGCGUCCAUGCCCUAGCCCUCCCCUGCCCUGGACUGAGCCCGGCAUCACCGCAUUAUUAUGGCUGCUGAGGAAGCCAGAUGCGGUUUCAUUGUGUGAGUGUCAGCGUAUGGGCGUGGGCAUGGGAUAGAAACUGAAGUGUGAAAGUGGUGUAAAAUGGGUGUAGGAUCAGGUGUGGGAUGCGGUGAGCUACAUCCCGGCGAGCUGCUAGAGCGCAUCCGGGCGUCCGGGAACCUAGAGGCGGUUGCUAGCACGAGUGGGACGUCGGUGAGCGGGCGCUAUGUCCGUGCGUGGCAAUCGGCAGGGCGGGAGGUGUGGAACGUCGUGGUGAUGGUGACGCCCCAGGAACGCAGCGCAUUGAUCAGGGCCGCACACCUGGUCCGCAGCACAGGUGUGGUGGUGGCCAAGGUGGUGGCGCCUUACCUGACGUCCGUAGGGUGUGCACUGCGCAUAGAGCAACUCGGAGCUUUCGAAGGGUUUCGAGCAGCAGGGCUGAAGCCCCGAUGGAAGGGAGGGGCGGGCAUUCGGUGCCGAGGCACCUAAUCACCUAGGCUGACGGGCUAGCAGUUGACGUAGUUGGCAUUGAGUAGUACAGUCGAACACGCCUAACUUCGUUGCGCAAAGUAAGUUUCCCGGCGUUAUAAGGGCCCACCGGCCCGGGCCACUGGUACUUACGGGGACAGGAUAGCACGCAUGCUCGUGCACACCACCUUGUAACCAACAACAACA
This is a messenger RNA of Chlamydomonas reinhardtii, 2916 nucleotides long. RefSeq lists its product as uncharacterized. NCBI's taxonomy places the organism in Eukaryota, Viridiplantae, Chlorophyta, Chlorophyceae, Chlamydomonadales, Chlamydomonadaceae. The transcript has 8 exons. The record is from RefSeq and is a predicted model, not a curated record. Bases 26 to 1588 code for a protein of 520 amino acids.